UUGACCUUUUUGCUGGAAAGGGAACCUGUAAUUUUCAAAUUAUCUAGCUGCGAUUGUCAUUGACCAUGUCUUCACACUCAGAUCUAGCUACUCAGAUUGUGAAAUUUGGAGCACAGACGAAUGGGAGAGACAAGCUAUUCAGAUUAUUACAGUAUGGAAGUAAACUAAUAUCCUGGUACCUACAAACAGACCAAGGAAAACUGGAAUUUUUGGAAAAACUGAAAAAAUUAGAAACAUCUAUGAGUAUGACAAGAAAAUUACUGAGAUUUGGGAAGAGUUUAGACUUUAUUCUGGCAGCUUUAAAGACAAUCCAUUUAUCAGAUCCAGUACUGAAAUUAACAAUUACAAUGUCAAAACUUGCACAAUCCGUGUUCCUCAUAUUUGAUCACAUCAUAUUUGCGCACAACUUAGGAAUCAUCAAAGCUGAUAAAGAAAAAUGGUCCAGAUAUUCAUCACAGUGCUGGUUAUUUAGCUUAAUCUUGAACUUACUCAGAAAUUCUUACGAUAUUUUGUCCAUUAUUUCCAAUGAGGCCAAAGCUCAAGAAAAUCGUCAGAGAAGGGGCCAGUAUGUAAAUGGUGGAAUUGAUCAGAGCGUCUCAUCACGAAAACCAAUGGGAAGAGUUCAGAUUUUAAAGAAGUGUUGCUAUGAAAACCAGCCUGUAGUGUUAGACUUUAUAAAAAAUAUGUCAGAUUUGGUGCUUCCGUUAAAUUCUUUAGGUAAAAUUAAAGUUUCUGGUGGUAUUCAGGGCUCCUUAGGUUUACUGUCAUCUGCUAUUGGUAUUGCCACAGUUUGGAGCCCCAUACUGAAAUUGGUGCCAUGAAGAUAUAAAAGAUUGCUGAUAUACUAUUCAAGAUUUCUGUGAUAUUUUUGUUUCAGAUGUCAAGUUUUAUUUGUUAAUGAUUGAAUAACUUUAGUUUAUAUUGUUCAUUACUGAUAUUCUCAACCUUAAAUUACAACAAAGUCGUAUGAGGUUUACGAAAUAGGUAAAUAUGGAAAUACAAAGAUGCCAAGAUCACCAAAACCAGAAAUUGGAUGUCUUAUAUGAUAGACAAGAAACCAACUCUGUAUAGUAAGAUUUAUAUUUUUUUUUUGUACAUGUUUUUGUAUGCUUUGAUAGACAGUAUUCACUGUAGAAAUAACAUUGAGCAAAUGGGGAUAUUUUGCCACAUAUUUUUUCUAAUUUUCAUGGUAUGGAUGACAAUCAUAAUAGUAAAGUUCUAUUUCAUUGGAUGGAAAUUUUUAUGAAAAUUAUGGUUCAUAAUAACCAUAAAAUAUCAAAUACCCAACAAAAUCAAAAACAUUCAUUUACACAUUAAUGUGAUGCGCUUUAAAAACUUUUAAAAAUAACAAUGUAGUAUUGUCUUCCUCAAACUACGAAAAGGAGUCAAUUAAUAUUUCAAAUGAACAUGCAUAGUGCACUCAUGAAAUUGUUUUUCAGAACAUAAAUGUUAAAGAAUGAGAGGACUCUAAAAUUUUAGAUGCUGUUAGCACUUUGUUCAUGUUGUUGACAAUCUUUCAGUGCUAGGUACUGGAAACUAGUUGGUGCAUAAUCCAUUUUAAAUUGCAGGAUACUAUUUUUAAUUUUAAAAAAUAGGAGAAGUGCAGUUUUAUGAUUUUGUUAUGAUGAUCCAUAUGGUUUAAAGUGAAAUCCACUACAUGUUAUAUUAUACAAGUCCUUGCCAAAUUGAGUUUUUCACCAGGUCUGAUUUUCUUUCAUCAAUUAUGUAAAGGUAAAAAACUUUUAAUUAAAGGCAAUUUUUGGUACUUUUCAGGCUAAAUGCUACGUCAUAUUUAUUUUCUUCUUUUGAAAACCAAAUUAUAACUCAAAAUUAAAAUUUAUAACAACAUUUGUACCUGAAAAAAAACAAGGGAAAAUAAAAAUUAUAAUCCCAAUCUUAUUUAUGCACUUGCCAAGUCAAAAAAUAAUAUCAUAAAAGAAUAUAAAUAAUGUAAGUGCAGAUUUUACUGACUCAGACCUGUUUUAUGUUUAAAAGGAAAUAUUUGGCAUGGCCUAAUAGUGAUUUAAAGAUGCACUAAUUGUAUUAUUUAAUUUAACUAAUCAACCAGCUUUUAGUAUCUAUUCAGUAAAUAUCUAUCAGAGCAAUAGGUUGUCUGUAGAUGAAACAUCAUUGUGUAGUUAGACAGAGGUUAAAAUAAAAUUCAUGUCAAGAAAUAAUUAGACCCAAUCAUAAACAAAAUAUUGCUUGUAUUGAUGACCAUAUCCUUUGUUGUCAUUGUAUAGUCUUAAGGGAACGACCAUUUAUCUUCAAGGGGGGUUAUGGUUUUUUCCUAAAAAAAUAUUCUGAUCCCCAAUUUGAUGAAAAAAAAUAUUGUGGUUAAGCAGAUAACAAAAAAAAAUAUUCUGAAUCCAGAUUUUCCCCAUACCUUAUUGUGUUAAAUUUUGAAAAAAAAUAACUUGAUUGAUAGUGUCGAAAAACUAAAAAAUAUAUUCGGGCUUUGUGAGAAAAAAAAUUUCUGACUCAGACAAAAAAAACAUAACCCCCCCCCCCCCCUUGAAGUUAAAUGGUUGCUCCCUUAGUAUUUAUAUUAUUUUUGGAUAGAAUUGUCAUAUUUUCAACCCUAACAAAGCAUAGAUUGUAUUAGAAAAAUCUGUAUGAUGUUGAUCCUUCUUUCAAAUUUUUGUUAAAUCAUUUUAAUUUAGUUUUGCGACAGAUACCAUUUACACUGUACAUGCAAAAACCUGUAUUAUUGCAGUAAAUACCUUACAGACAUGAUCAAAUUCUGUAGUUUACUAAAAUAACAGGGAAGAUCCAUUAUCUACUUCAUGCAUAUAUGAGGGUAGGAAUGCCCUUUACCGUCAGGCGUCAAACAGUCAUUUUCGGCUACUAUUAGAGUCAAAUUGAUUAAAAUUUUAUCGUGAUUCGUCUAAAUAUCCUUAUCCUGAUUCGUCAGAGGACUCAAAUAUCCGUUACCAUUAUUUUGGGAAAGAAUUUAACAUGAUUAGUCAAAAUCAGUUGAUUUUUUUAUCAUCAUAAAGAAAAUGUACAUUUAAUGGUCAUGCACCAAAAAUUACCGUUAACGUCAGUUGGCAAGAUUUUUUACCGUUAUUCGUCAUGAAUGUACCCCCAUUACGACCCUCAUAUAUGAUUUACAAUAAUAUGAACUUGCAAUUAGUCAACUAUAGAUACUAAGAUAGUCAAUAUUUUUGAAGAAAUAAUAUUUGAAUUCGUGAAAAAUGGUUUUGAAAUGAUUUUUACUACAUGUAUUACAUCAAAAGUCAACUUUAUUAUAAACAGUUUUUGAUCAUGUAAAAGCUAAAUUUCAUUUUAUGUUUUGAAGAUUUAAUUUUCAAAUGUGUUAAUGUGAAAUAAUGGUCUAUGGUUAUAUCACGAAACUUUAUUUUUAUUAUUAUUGACUCUAAUAACACAGGUACAGAGAUGUACAUGUAUGAGGGUCUGGAGGGGGUUUACAGAAUAGUAGAAACAAUUAAUGGGCCAAAAAAUAAAGAUGGGUAAAAAUGGGCAAAAAAAUAAAGAAGAAUAGAGAAAAUUGGGUAUUACAAUAUACUAAACAGAGAAGAGAAUAAUAAGGUGCCAAAAUAAACAGAAUAUAGAAUAAUAAGCAAAAAUAAUCAAGAAUACAGAAAUGAAGUCACACCCCUCACCCAUCCCCUCUCACCAUAUUCUACAAUAGCUCUUGAUGCUUUCUUAUUCAUUUCAGUCAAAAAAGUGCCAGGUAUUGAUCGUGUUAUGCUUCAUCAUUGUACCUACAACAAUGUAUACAUGUAUUAUCAGCAAAAAUAUUCAGGGUCAGAAAUAGAUUCAGUUCAAAUAUCAAAUCAAAUCAAAAUCUUUACUGUCAUUUGACUAAAAAAAAAUAAAUUUGUUCAAAUCAAACAAUAAACAAUGUUUUCAAAAAUAUACAUAAGUAGAUACAGACUUAACUAUUUUGAAAAUUCUCUAUCCUCAGGUUGGGGUAAAUAAAAUAUUCCUUAAAAAUUAUUCAUGCACCUAUUCAACUUUAACAUUUUCGUCUUAUUUUUGUAAUUAUAGAUAAUGCAGUUAUGUAUACCAUUUUCUUGAAUGUUACAAUGUGAAAUAUAAUUGUCAUUUGCAGAUUUAUGUAGAAAAGGUCCAUGUAUAUUGCAAGCUUGUCAGAAAAAGUUUUAAAAUUGAUUUUUCACAUUGAAAUAAUUUAUUGUCAUUUGCAGUAUUAUUUCACAUAAUCCAAUGUGCUUUGUAUAUUUUACAAAAUGUUCCAUAAAUUGAAACAUAAACCUAUAUUAUUUCAUUGAUUCAUAAUACUUUACAGCCAAACAUAUGAUUUAUCAGUGAAUUUAGCUUUAUAAACAAGAACAUAACUAAAUCACUUUCCUGCAAGCAGUCUAUAUACUUUUUAACUACUCGGAUUUCUUUAUAUGGUGUAAAUACGUCCUAGGCAAAAAAAGCGGGCUCAGUAGUUUUGUGCCCUUUAAGAAUAAUUUUGCUUGCAAUUUUGGAACUGAGUUAAGAAAAUCUUGUUUGUAAAAAGUUGCAGGUCAAGCAUGUUGUAAAAUUAUAGUUGUUGUACAUGUAGUAAUAAAACCUCCAUCCUUUAAAACUGAAAAUCAAUUGGGAGUUAAAGAUGACUUCUUAUUAAUACAUGCUAUAUAAUGUAUGCUAUAUAAUGUUUUUCAUGUACAAAAUUGAGUUGAAUAUAUAUAUUCAGAUUUAUGGUUAAUAAUUUAUGCCAUAUUCAUGCUUAUCCAUAAUUAUUUUAAUUUAUAUGAUUGUUUUUAAUUUUAUACAAAUGGCAGCAUAUUAAUAAUAAAAUGAAAGAAAAUUCCAA
Mytilus californianus (California mussel) is the source of this 4789-nucleotide messenger RNA. Its product is annotated as peroxisomal membrane protein 11B-like. NCBI's taxonomy places the organism in Eukaryota, Metazoa, Mollusca, Bivalvia, Mytilida, Mytilidae. The record is from RefSeq and is a predicted model, not a curated record. The coding region runs from base 66 to 821 and encodes 251 amino acids. The transcript has 3 exons. Gene Ontology annotation, cellular component: peroxisomal membrane. Gene Ontology annotation, biological process: peroxisome fission; regulation of peroxisome size.